Molecule: messenger RNA, 3304 nt
Organism: Lontra canadensis (Northern American river otter)
Lineage: Eukaryota; Metazoa; Chordata; Mammalia; Carnivora; Mustelidae
Gene: GYS2
Product: glycogen synthase 2
Exons: 16
Coding region: 86-2197 (703 amino acids)
Biological process (GO): glycogen biosynthetic process
Cellular component (GO): cytoplasm
Molecular function (GO): alpha-1,4-glucan glucosyltransferase (UDP-glucose donor) activity
Source: RefSeq, a predicted model, not a curated record
CCUACACAGCUCUCAGUACACUGCUCCUGGGAUCCCAGUAUAUUGAAUAAAGGAUUCAGAAAAGCUUCAGAGGACUGGAAAAAGAAUGCUCCGAGGCCGAUCUCUAUCUGUGACAUCCCUGAGUGGGCUUCCUCGGUGGGAAGUUGAAGAACUUCCUGUGGAAGAUUUACUACUUUUUGAAGUCGCUUGGGAAGUAACCAAUAAAGUUGGUGGCAUCUAUACUGUGAUUCAGACGAAGGCCAAAACCACAGCAGAUGAAUGGGGAGACAAUUAUUUUCUGAUUGGACCAUAUUUCGAGCAUAAUAUGAAGACUCAGGUAGAACAGUGUGAACCUAUAAAUGAUGCUGUUAGAAAAGCAGUGGACACAAUGAAUAAACAUGGCUGCCAGGUGCACUUUGGAAGGUGGCUGAUAGAAGGGAGUCCUUACGUGGUACUCUUUGACAUAGGCUAUUCAGCCUGGAACCUGGACAGGUGGAAGGGUGACCUCUGGGAAGCCUGCAGUGUCGGCAUCCCUUACCAUGACCGAGAAGCCAAUGAUAUGCUAAUAUUCGGAUCUUUAACCGCCUGGUUCUUAAAAGAGGUGACAGAUCAUGCAGAUGGCAAGCAUGUCAUUGCCCAGUUCCAUGAAUGGCAGGCAGGAACUGGACUGGUCCUUUCUCGAGCUCGGAAACUUCCCAUUGCUACAAUAUUUACCACUCACGCCACGCUGCUUGGGAGGUAUCUCUGUGCAGCAAACAUUGAUUUCUACAACCAUCUUGAUAAGUUUAACAUAGACAAAGAGGCUGGGGAAAGGCAGAUUUACCACCGGUAUUGCGUGGAGCGGGCCUCUGUCCAUUGUGCUCAUGUGUUCACCACGGUAUCGGAAAUAACAGCAAUAGAAGCUGAACAUAUGCUGAAGAGGAAGCCUGACGUAGUUACUCCAAAUGGCUUAAAUGUUAAGAAAUUUUCAGCAGUGCAUGAGUUUCAAAAUCUACAUGCCCUGUACAAGGCUAGGAUCCAAGAUUUUGUUCGAGGUCAUUUCUACGGUCAUCUGGACUUCGAUCUUGAAAAGACUUUGUUCCUUUUCAUUGCUGGGAGAUAUGAGUUUUCAAACAAAGGAGCUGACAUCUUCCUAGAAGCCUUAUCCAGGCUAAAUUUUCUGCUGAGGAUGCAUAAAAGUGAUGUCACAGUGGUGGUGUUUUUCAUCAUGCCUGCCAAGACAAAUAAUUUUAAUGUGGAAACGCUGAAAGGUCAAGCAGUACGGAAACAGCUAUGGGACAUUGCACAUUCUGUGAAGGAAAAUUUUGGAAAAAAACUCUAUGAUGCAUUGUUAAGAGGAGAAAUUCCUGACAUGAACAAUAUUUUGGAUCGAGAUGAUGUAACAAUUAUGAAAAGAGCCAUCUUCUCAACUCAGCGACAGUCUUUGCCUCCAGUGACCACUCACAACAUGAUUGAUGACUCCACUGAUCCCAUCCUCAGCACCAUUAGACGGAUCGGACUUUUCAACAGCCGCACAGACAGAGUCAAGGUGAUUUUGCACCCAGAGUUUCUAUCCUCCACCAGUCCCUUACUACCCAUGGAUUAUGAAGAGUUUGUCCGAGGUUGCCAUCUUGGAGUAUUUCCAUCUUACUAUGAACCAUGGGGCUAUACCCCAGCUGAAUGCACCGUGAUGGGUAUCCCCAGUGUGACAACCAACCUUUCCGGCUUUGGCUGUUUCAUGCAGGAGCACGUGGCUGAUCCUACUGCGUAUGGUAUUUACAUUGUUGACAGGAGGUUCCGCUCUCCGGAUGAUUCCUGCAAUCAGCUGACUCAGUUUCUCUAUGGAUUUUGCAAACAGUCACGCCGCCAAAGAAUUAUUCAGAGAAACCGAACUGAGAGGCUCUCUGAUCUUCUGGAUUGGAGAUACUUGGGCAGAUAUUAUCAGCACGCCAGGUACCUGACAUUAAGCAGAGCUUUUCCAGAUAAAUUCCAUAUGGAGCCUACUUCACCACCCACGACAGAAGGAUUUAAGUACCCCAGGCCUUCCUCAGUUCCACCUUCUCCUUCAGGGUCUCAGGUCUCUAGUCCUCAAAGCAGUGAUGUGGAAGACGAAGCAGAGGAUGAGCGAUACAAUGAGGAAGAGGAGGCUGAAAGGGAUCGGUUAAAUAUCAAGUCGCCAUUUUCUCUGGGCCGUGUUCCUCAUGGGAAGAAAAAGCUACACGGUGAAUACAAGAACUGAAUUUCAUGCUUGUCGAACAGAGCUGAUGUAGUAAGAACAGAAUAAGAGUCACUAUUUAAAGAAAUGAAAAUGCUACAAAUUUCAUUUUCUUCUUCUAAGUGUGACUAAGGGAUUUAUUCUCCACUUCCCAAGGGGAAAAGAUUAAGUGAAUGGCAAUUUGGUAAUUUUUAUUAAAAUCCAAGUUAUUUUCCCUUACUCCCUUCCCCCAGUAAAUUUAGGCACGAAGAAGAAUGUUCAUUAAAGGAAGAAGACUGGAAGUGUUUUUAAAAUGUUAAUUUAAUCAAUAAGAAUUUUCAUUUGCUAGUAUUUAUUUUUAAAUUAUCAUCACCACAAUCCUGUGCUUAGUAUUUAUACAGCUGCCAUAUCUACCAAAUAAACCUCCCAUUUUUCCUGCAAAAGAUUCUGAUCUGAGCCCUGGACAUGCCCUACAUACAUAUUUUAAAUAAUUCUGUGUUUAGUGAUUAUGUUCAUGUUUCACAUGAUUCAGAACGAUGAGUUUCUAUCUUUGCACACAAUCAAAAUCCACAAGAAAAAAAGCUAUCUUAAAUUGAGAUCCUGAUACAUAUUAACACAUAUUUACAAGAUCAUUUCUCAAUUUAAUGGUGGGAAGAUGUUACCAUCUGCGCUAUACCAUCUGACUGUAACAAUUUUUCUGUUCUUUAAAAGGAAAGCUUUCUGGAAAACUUGGUCAAUCUUCUAUAACUGUUAAUUGUUAAACCCAAAUGAACUAAUAUAUGGAUAUAUAACUUAAUAUCCAUAUCAAUGUAUUAAGCUUUUGUUGAUGUCUUAUUUACAAUUCUUUAGACAUUUAAGUGAGAUAACCUGUAUAAAACACCUGCUAUGAAAUAGUGCCUUAUAAAGGAUUAUAUUUAAAGCUGUCCUUCAAAAAAUUAGCAAAGAGAAAAUAUAGAGUCUUCCUAAUUAUAAUAAGGACAGUGUCUCUAACACAUCCAUGAUAUGCUUAGAGACAUUGUUGCAUGAUUGUAGUUUAACAUAUUUAUGUUUUAAAUAUAAUGAAAUCUAAAUAGGCAAAAAAACAAAACAAAAAACCCUCCUUCCCUCUUGGAUUGUUCUUUCCACAACUUGAGUAUUGUUACACUUAGAUAA